UUUUCGAAAUGUCACUUCGACGUUUUUUAGACGAAAUUUUUAUUUACGAUCUGUCGAGUAUUUUUAUUCUGCAUUUUUGUGAUUUUUUUAGAAAAUAAAGUGAUGAAAUGAGUUUGUUGCGAAGCAGACAUUAUCAGGAAAUUCUCAGACGACUCUAUCAUGGGCAGACAUGCGUAGAAAAAUACGAUUUAUUAGUGAUUGGAGGAGGAAUUGUUGGAGCUGCAUCAGCUCGAGAAAUCCUCCAACGACAUCCAAAUUUGAAAGUGGCGCUUGCUGAGAAAGAGAAUGCAUUUGCACAACAUCAGAGUGGUCACAACAGUGGAGUCAUUCACGCUGGAAUCUACUACAAACCUGGAACACUAAAGGCAAAACUCUGUGUUGAAGGAUUAAAAAUGUCAUACAAUUACUUUGAUCAACGAGGAAUACCAUACAAGAAGUGUGGAAAAUUGAUAGUGGCCACAGAUGAAAGUCAAUUGAAAAGUUUAAAUGAUUUGUAUGAUAGAGGAAUUGCAAACGGAGUACCUGAUCUCCAAAUGGUGGAGAGAGAUAAAAUUCAAGAGAUUGAACCAUACUGCCAAGGUGUUAAAGCACUCUGGUCUCCACAUACAGGAAUUGUAGACUGGCAAUAUGUUACUGAAUGCUAUGUACAGGAUUUCAUUAAUUUUGGUGGAACGACCUUCACGAAUUUCAAUGUGGUGAAGAUUGAGGAGUCACCAGACAACUCAGAAUAUCCCAUCAGUGUUUACAGCAGAUCUAUGAAAAGGAUUCUUACAAAAUACGUCCUUACUUGUGGAGGUCUGCAUUCAGAUAAACUGGCGGAAAUGACUGGUGGUUCAAAGUCUCCAAGAAUUGUUCCAUUUCGCGGAGAAUAUCUGCUGCUCUGUCCAGAAAAGCGUUACAUGGUUCGAGGUAACAUCUAUCCAGUCCCAGAUCCUCGUCUUCCCUUUUUAGGAGUACACUUCACUCCUCGAAUGGAUGGAAGUGUGUGGCUAGGUCCCAACGCAGUUUUGGCAUUUAAACGCGAAGGCUAUACAUGGGGUGAUAUAAAUCUUUUGGACCUCUUUGAUGCACUGCUUUAUCCUGGAUUCCGGAAGCUUGCUUUGAAGUACAUGGGUAGUGGAAUUCAAGAGAUGAUGCGCUCAGCAUUUAUUGUUAAACAAGUGCGGGAGCUGCAGAAAUUUAUCCCUGAUAUCACGGAAUUUGAUGUAGAACGAGGCCCAGCAGGUGUUAGAGCGCAAGCGCUAGACACUGAUGGGAAUCUAGUAGAUGAUUUUGUAUUUGAUCGUGGGAGUGGAAAAAAUGCCAUCUCACAGAGAGUUUUACAUUGCCGAAAUGCCCCAUCGCCUGGUGCCACCAGUUCAUUGGCCAUUGGAAAGGUCAUUGCUGAGAAACUCAGGAAGGAAUUCAAUUUUUAGCAAGUAUUUAAAUAAUGGAAAAUUUAUAAAAAGUUGAUUUGAAAAUGUAAUUUGUUAUACGUUAUCAUUGAUAUACGAUUUAUAAAUUUAUUAAAUUUUUUUUUAUGUUAUUACAAAUAAAAACAUUAAAAAAACAUGACUGUUGUUUUAUCUAUUUUUUAAAAUUUUAUACUUAUUGUUUAUUUGUAUAAAGUCAUGUUAAAUAAUAAAAGGCGAAAACUCUUA
Molecule: messenger RNA, 1640 nt
Organism: Phlebotomus papatasi
Lineage: Eukaryota; Metazoa; Arthropoda; Insecta; Diptera; Psychodidae
Gene: L2HGDH
Product: L-2-hydroxyglutarate dehydrogenase, mitochondrial
Exons: 2
Coding region: 108-1415 (435 amino acids)
Molecular function (GO): (S)-2-hydroxy-acid oxidase activity; (S)-2-hydroxyglutarate dehydrogenase activity
Source: RefSeq, a predicted model, not a curated record